AUGCCUCAAGCCAACGGUAUCAACGGCGUCAAUGGCGUCAACGGGAGCUCGAAAGAGAUCAGGGUCAACCUGCUGGGUAAAGAGAGCAUCAUAAUCAGCUUCGGGCUCUGGCGAAAUUAUGUUGCCAAGGAUCUUCUGAGCAACCUCAAAUCGUCGACCUAUGUUUUAAUCACGGAUUCGAAUAUAGGCAAGCUCUACGUCGACUCUUUCAGGUCGGUCUUCGAAGCAAAUCAAGAUACUGCAGCUCCUUCACGACUUCUGGUCUACGAAGUUCCACCAGGCGAGACUUCAAAGUCACGUGAGACUAAGAACGAUAUCGAGGAUUGGCUCCUGCACCAGAAGCCACCAUGCGGGAGGGACACAGUCAUCAUUGCUCUCGGAGGAGGCGUGGUGGGUGAUUUGACUGGCUUCGUCGCUGCAACCUACAUGCGUGGAGUGCGCUUUGUGCAGGUGCCCACCACAUUGUUGGCAAUGGUUGAUUCAUCGAUUGGCGGUAAAACAGCUAUCGAUACACCCCUAGGGAAGAAUCUGAUCGGUGCAAUCUGGCAGCCUGAACGAAUAUACAUCGAUCUUGAUUUCCUAGGCAGUCUUCCGAGACGAGAGCUUAUCAACGGCAUGGCGGAAGUCAUCAAAACAGCCGCGAUCUCGGAAGAGGGAGAGUUCGCAUUUCUCGAAGCUAACGCAGACACCAUCAUGCGAGCUGUCAACUCAGACAUGAGCAAAGGAGCGGCGCGUUUUCAUGGCAUCGAACAUACCCUGAUUCGAGCCAUUUCGGAAUCGGCCAAGUUCAAAGCUAGAGUUGUCACCGAGGACGAGAGGGAAGGCGGUCUACGCAAUCUUCUGAACUUCGGUCACUCUAUAGGUCAUGCGAUAGAAGCGUUCCUCACGCCUCAGGUCCUUCACGGCGAGUGUGUGGCAAUUGGCAUGGUGCUUGAGGCAGUGCUGGCACGCUACCUGGGCAUCCUUAGUGGCGUCGCCGUUGGUCGACUUCAGAAAUGCCUAGCAGCGAAAACAUUGCCCGCUGGAAGGCUCAUCACGAAGAUGGCCGUAGACAAGAAGAAUGUUGGUGCCAUGAAAAAGGUCGUGCUCCUCUCAGCUAUCGGGCACACUCAUGAGCAGAAAGCGAGUACAGUGUCAGAUGCAGAUCUGAGGGUAGCAUUGGCGCCAAGCAUCGAAGUUACUCCAGGAGUGCCGCGUGGGCUGAACGUCACCUGUACGCCGCCGGGCUCGAAAUCUAUCUCCAAUCGAGCUCUUGUACUCGCUGCGCUUGGCUCUGGGACGUGUCGGAUGAAGAAUCUCCUUACUUCUGCAGAUACCGAAGUUAUGCUAGACGCAUUGGCUAGGUUGGGCGCUGCUUCAUUCGAUUGGGAGGAUAACGGAGAGACGCUGGUUGUCAAUGGAAAAGGCGGAAUCUUGGCAGCGUCCGAAACCGAUCUCUACCUGGGUAACGCUGGAACGGCAGCACGGUUUCUGACAACUGUGGUCACGCUAGCCAAGCCAAGUCAGGUCAAAUCAACAGUACUGACAGGCAACACAAGAAUGAAGCAACGGCCCAUCGGAGAUCUGGUGGACGCAUUGCGUGUCAAUGGGGCAAAGGUUGAGUAUCUCGAAUCUGAGGGAUCACUGCCUCUCAACAUCGGUGCCUCGGGCGGGUUCCAAGGUGGUGAGAUCAGGCUGGCUGCCAAAGUGUCAUCUCAGUAUGUAUCAUCACUACUGAUGUGCGCUCCAUACGCCAAGUCACCAGUAACUCUCAAACUUGUCGGCGGAAAGCCUGUGUCUCAGCCGUACAUUGACAUGACGACUGCCAUGAUGGCACAAUUCGGUGUAAAUGUCGAGCGAUCGAAGACGGAAGAGCACACAUAUCACAUUCCGCGAGGCGCCUAUCACAACCCAUCAGAGUAUGUGGUCGAAAGUGAUGCAAGUUCGGCCACGUACCCACUUGCAAUCGCGGCGAUCACAGGAACGACAUGCACUAUUCCAAACAUCGGCUCCGGAUCGCUUCAAGGCGAUUCAGCAUUCGCGAUUGAUGUUCUUCAGCCUAUGGGCUGCGAGGUACAGCAGACGAAGACUUCAACCACUGUCACAGGUCCAGCAGGCGGCAAGCUAAGAGCGCUGCCAAAUGUAGACAUGGAACCGAUGACGGAUGCCUUCCUGACGGCUUCGGUACUGGCCGCCGUCGCAACGGAAGGCUCGUCGCAUACGACAAGGAUAUAUGGAAUCGCGAAUCAGAGAGUCAAAGAAUGCAAUCGAAUACAAGCAAUGGAGGAUGAGCUCGCCAAAUUCGGUGUCAAGUGUCGACAAUUCGACGAUGGGAUCGAAAUUGACGGCAUUAGCCGGGACAAAUUGCAAGAAGCUACUGAGGGUGUCUACUGCUAUGAUGAUCACCGAGUGGCAAUGAGUUUCAGUGUGCUAGCUCUGGGAGCAGCCAAGCCAACCGUGAUCCUUGAGAAAGCUUGCACGGGAAAGACCUGGCCAGGCUGGUGGGACACGAUGUACCAGCUCUUCAAAGUCAGUCUUGAAGGUAAGGAGUUAUCCAAACCACAUACCGUCUCGCCGAAGCACAUCAACCCAGGCUCGGCGUCAAUCUUCAUCAUCGGCAUGCGUGGCGCCGGAAAGACAACUACGGGAAGAUGGGCGGCUAAGUCAUUGGCCAGUGAACACAAGAAGCUCAUCGAUCUCGAUACGGAGAUGGAACUUCGCGAGGGUCGGGAGAUUCCAAGUAUUGUUCGGGAAAGUGGCUGGGAUUAUUUCCGGAAACUCGAGCUCGAAAUCUUGAAGUCAGUCAUGAAGGAGCUGCCACGGGACCACGUCUUCGCCUGCGGUGGAGGAGUGGUGGAAAGUGCUGAAGCUCGGAAACUGCUCGUGGACUGGCACAAAAACACUGGUCACGUCCUUCUCGUUGAACGCGAUAUUCAUCAGGUAAUGGAUUUCUUGCAGAUUGACAAGACUCGGCCAGCCUAUGUUGAGGACAUGAUGGGAGUCUGGCUCCGAAGAAAACCAUGGUUCGAAGAGUGUAGCAACAUUCUCUACUACAGCCAGAGAGUGCCUGGAGAGAACCUAUCGCAGGCUGCGGAAGAUUUCGACCGCUUCCUGCAGAUGGUCACAGGCAAGUCGGAUGCGCUCUCGGCGAUGAAACGCAAACCUCAGUCCUUCUUCGUUGCUCUGACCUAUCCCGAUCUGCGGCCCUAUCUUCACACACUAUCGGAGGUCGCCUUCGGCUCUGAUGCUGUUGAACUACGUGUCGAUCUCCUGAAAGACCCACAUGCUGCGGACGACCUCCCGUCAUUGGACUAUGUCACGUCUCAGCUGUCGCUCCUGCGGGCGACGAUUCCACUUCCGGUUAUCUUUACCAUCAGAACAAAAUCACAAGGUGGUGCCUGGCCAGAUGAUGCUCAUGCGGAGGCUCUUGCCUUGUACAAGCGAGCCAUCAAGAUGGGGACCGAGUUCAUUGAUCUAGAAGUCACCACGUUUCCAGAAAGCCUGCUACAGGAAGUUCUUCAGUCAAGAAAUUUCUCGUACUCGAAGAUUAUCGCCUCCAACCACGAUCCGAGGAGUGAGCUGUCCUGGUCUAAGAAUGGCUCCUGGGCUCCAACAUACAACAGAUGCCUACAGUAUGGCGACAUUGUCAAGCUUUGUGGAAUGGCCCAGACAAAAGAAGACAACUUUGCGCUGCGUAACUUCAAGCAAUGGGCAGCGAGAUCGCACCCAGAUGUGCCCCUCAUGGCUAUCAACAUGGGCCGGAUUGGUCAAUUCUCCCGUAUCAUCAACGAUUUCAUGACUCCAGUCACGCAUCCGGCUUUGCCAUUCAAGGCUGCGCCUGGUCAGCUCUCCGCGAAGGAAAUCCGAACGGCGCUCUCGUUGAUGGGAGAAAUUGCACCCAAGAAGUUCUACCUGUUUGGGAGCCCGAUCAGCGCUUCGAAAUCGCCAGCCUUACACAACACCUUGUUCAACGCUACCGGGUUGCCACAUCACUACGACCUACAUGAAACUACAGAAGCGUCGGAGCUUGAAGCGCUGAUCCGUGCUCCAGACUUCGGAGGCGCCAGUGUCACAAUACCUCUCAAGCUAGACGUCAUGAAAUUGCUAGACUCGGUGGACGAGUCUGCCGAGAUCAUUGGUGCGGUCAACACGAUCGUGCCAGUAUACUCUCCAGGCUCGGAUAAACCACAACUACUAGGCCGUAACACAGAUUACACCGGCAUGAUGGAUUGCCUGCGUUCGGCUGGUGCCUCAGGUCUCCUCGGAGAGGGUACGCAAGCUGGUCUAGUCAUCGGCGGCGGUGGGACUGCUCGCGCCGCAAUUCAGACUCUCCACAGUAUGUUGUAUUCGCCGAUUUACCUUCUAGGACGCUGUGUGCCGAAGAUCACAGAAAUGGCCGCCACGUUCCCCUCAUCAUACAACAUAGUCGUGGUUGAUCCAUCUACACCAAACGUCCUUGCACAGUUCAGCAGAAAGGAUGGUAAGGGCAGCGGUAUGCCGAAGGUGGCCAUUGCGACUAUUCCAGCGAAUCUACCCAUCGAUCCUGCGCUUGCAAGUGUCCUCAAUCAGCUAUUCUUAGCGAGCAGAGCCGACCGAGACAAGGGCAAAGGUGGUGAGCGAGGCAACGGUGUUUUGCUCGAGAUGGCGUACAAGCCCAAGUUCACGGCUGUGAUGCAGAUGGCGGAGGAAGUCGGCAAGUGGAAGACGAUACAGGGACUGGAGACCCUGGUCACACAAGGUACUGGUAUCGAUGCUGGCACUGCGACAAAAUCAAAUGGUGCCGUCGUGGCUUUUUCGAACCGCCGAUGGUCGAUUCCCAGAAGGGCAAAUGUCCCUGCGUGCGCGAACGGCGCCCUGGCGUAUGCGAAGGUCGUGAUGGGAGACGACCUACCAGGAUCUAUUCCGUCGAUGUCGUACGCAACCGCACUUACCCUGAACGUGAUCAAAGACCCGGCAUCAUUUGGCUGGGAGAAUUUGUUGUCCCUCCGUGAGAGCCUAGAAGCCGCACCGAACUACGGUGGUUUUGCAGACGACGCACGAAGCGCUCAGCUAGACGAAGGGCUCAUCCUCCCCUACAUCGAACAGAAUCUGUUGGACCCGAACAGACUCAAAAUCCCCUGGCGAUAUGCGGUGAUUCAGCGCAAUCCCAGAGAGUUCCAGAGCCCGGCGCCAGUUGAUCGGUACUAUAAGACCGACGAAGAUCAAUUGGACAGGCACCUUGACCUGCAGGCUGAGGUCGAGGCUCGUUACAAAACGAUAUGGGAGAAAUUCCUCGAGCUUCAUGCCCAGAUUAGCUCGGAUAAUGUCGAGUUCGGUGGUGCCCUUCGCGGACGAGACAAGGUGAAUUGGGUGGCGAUGCUACAUGCUAUUUUCAGACAUCACAAUGUUCCUGUCGCCGAGGAUAUUAUACAGUUCGCAUGGAACAACGGUUAUGACGAGCAGUCGGUGGAGGGAUGGAAGAGGAGGCAUGACGACCAGUACGUGAGCCAGGACGACGACAGCCAGUAUGCAGUGGAAUCCGUGGAGGACGCUUCAACUCUUAUGGGCACUCGACAGCCGGAAGGCGACGAAUAUGGUCCAGAAUCCACCGACAUGUACGGGGAUGCGCCCACCACCAGCCCAUCGGAGAGCGAGGCCGAGCUUAGUCCUGCUGAGCAAUUUGAGUCGGAGUCCGAUGAAGAUGAUUCUCCGGAAAGCGAGACUGACACCCAUGAUGAUCGCUCCAGUCAGGCAGAGACCGAGGGAGGUUCGAGCCAGACAGCAACUGAGGAUGCGCGGAGCCACGCAGGUACUGAAGAAGGCUCAGGCCAGUAUACGACCGAUGGAGAAAGUUCGAGCCGAUUCACUACUUCCGACGACGAAUACGAAGACGACCGCCUUCUUCGCGUGAGCCAUCAAGACUCCGGUAGUGACACAGAGACAGAGAGAUCUCGGAACAGUCACCGUUACAGGCAUCGUCCUCUGGCGCACCGUUAG
Molecule: messenger RNA, 5955 nt
Organism: Cyphellophora attinorum
Lineage: Eukaryota; Fungi; Ascomycota; Eurotiomycetes; Chaetothyriales; Cyphellophoraceae
Product: Pentafunctional AROM polypeptide
Exons: 4
Coding region: 1-5955 (1984 amino acids)
Biological process (GO): chorismate biosynthetic process; aromatic amino acid biosynthetic process
Cellular component (GO): cytoplasm
Molecular function (GO): 3-dehydroquinate dehydratase activity; 3-dehydroquinate synthase activity; shikimate 3-dehydrogenase (NADP+) activity
Source: RefSeq, a predicted model, not a curated record